This is a messenger RNA of Gongylonema pulchrum, 483 nucleotides long. The record is from the annotation of a GenBank genome assembly. Lineage: Eukaryota; Metazoa; Nematoda; Chromadorea; Rhabditida; Gongylonematidae.
AUGCCAACUGAAAUCUCGCAGUCACGGCUAGCAGGUCGCCACAAGCCAUCAAACGCGUGCACGAUAAUCGUUGUGAAGCUGGCUGAGUUCAUCUACCGAGAAGGGAUCGUACUGAAGCCACCACCAGUGCAACCAGUGAACCCCGCCAAGCCAGCCAACAAUUUCACGUCGCGACUGCGAAUCACAAAAUGGCCAACGAAAAUAUUCUGCGAAUCAGACAAGAACGAAACCAGACUGGUGAGGAACAAGCUUCAAGUAGUGCAAAGUGGACUACAGCUGCACGAAUUGUUCGCCAUUUUCAGCAACAAUUCAUUCAGUCAGUUGAUUGCACCGCAGUUAUUAAAUGCAUUUGUCAACGCAAUCAUCGAGGGGAACGAAAUCCACGAGCAACAAAUGGCCAGGCGCCAUCCGUUCAUUGCUUCUUCCGAUCGCCAUGCUGAAACAUUCACCAUUCCGCAGGUAUCAAGAAACAGGGAACGAUGA